GUAAAUAUGUAAGUGAGUGAAUUGGAUACAUGGGUAGGUUUCAGAGGAGAUUUACAUUACUAUACGCAAACACAAGACGAGCAAUUAUUAAAUCAAAGUUUAACACAGUAUCAUGGUGUCGUUUGCUUCUAGCAUAAAUUUAUUACGCAAAAUGGUGAGAGCUGCAAAAUAUUUUCUACUUCCUUCUAGCGCACAGGCUCAUAGCGUUAUGAGCUACUUCCCGCCAAUUAACAUUAUGGACCCAGUGAAAGAAAAGUAUAAAAAGGCCUUUAAGGUGUCCGAAAUUGCAGAUUAUCUACAAGAGAUCGAAGAUUCAAGUGAUGAGGACUUGAAUGAUAUUGAUGUUGUCAUAUUACCUCCAGACGAAGUGGAUGAAAUGACAGACAUAGAAGAAGAUCCUGAUGACGAUAUAAUAAUAAUAAUAAUACCCAACGACUACCCUCCUCAAGCCCAACCUACGCGAGGGUUUUAAAAGUAAGGGUCUAAACUGCUUGGUAGAGUGAGCGGGAACGUUAAAAUUAAUAUCAGAUAAGAGAGAUGGGCUACAGACUGACUUAUUCAUGAGUUUUUCAAGAAAUAUUAUACCAAGCAUCUCCCUACGACUAGCGAGU
Messenger RNA from Bactrocera neohumeralis, 611 nucleotides. RefSeq lists its product as uncharacterized. The transcript has 2 exons. NCBI's taxonomy places the organism in Eukaryota, Metazoa, Arthropoda, Insecta, Diptera, Tephritidae. The record is from RefSeq and is a predicted model, not a curated record. Bases 113 to 472 code for a protein of 119 amino acids.